Molecule: messenger RNA, 2211 nt
Organism: Pestalotiopsis fici W106-1
Lineage: Eukaryota; Fungi; Ascomycota; Sordariomycetes; Amphisphaeriales; Sporocadaceae
Exons: 1
Coding region: 1-2211 (736 amino acids)
Biological process (GO): carbohydrate metabolic process
Cellular component (GO): beta-galactosidase complex
Molecular function (GO): beta-galactosidase activity
Source: RefSeq, a predicted model, not a curated record
AUGGCAUCUUUAAAAAAGGUUAUUGGGCUUGUCCUGUCGGCCGCGGUCGGCAGCAUUGCCAAGUAUAAUCAUUUACCCCAGGCCAGAAGCAGUAUUACACUUCCUUCACAAAACCGAUGGCCAGACGGGCUGCAUCUUGCCGUCGACUAUUAUCCCUCUCAAUGGCCCGAAUCUUCGUGGGAGUCGGACAUAUCUCAGAUGAGAGACAAUAACAUUUCCUACGUUCGCGUCAAUGAGUUUGACUGGGCUCUCCUGGAACCCAUCGAAGGACAAUACAACUUUACGGUCCUCGACAAGACACUCGAGUUAUUCCAAAAGUAUGGGUUGAAAGCAAUCGUGGGAACUCCUACGGCGUCGCCUCCAAAUUGGCUGACUCAAAAGUACGACGUCAACUUUGUUGACCGCACCAACACUACCUUGAUAUUCGGUUCGCGCCGCCACUAUAGUUUUUCCUCUUAUGAUUAUCGGAAUCUGAGCCAAAAGAUCACGCAGAAGUUGGCCGAACACUAUGGAAAUCACUCGGCCGUGGUGGCCUGGCAAAUCGACAAUGAAUUGGGCUGCCACGACACCACUAGGAGCUAUGAUCAUAAUGCCAUUGCGCGUUUCCGGAUAUGGCUGCAGGAAAAGUACGGCACCAUUGAGAGCCUGAACCAGGCGCAAGGCCGAGUAUUCUGGUCUAGCCAGUACGAGAGUUUUGAGGCUGUCCAGCCGCCCUUUUUGGAGAUUUAUACCAACAAUGAGCUCCACACGCUGGACUGGUACACCUUUUCGUCCGACAUGGUCAUUGACUUUGCCAAGGAGCAGGUUGCCAUUCUCAGGCAAUACGCGCCCGGACAGGCCAUUACCACCAACUUCAUGAUGGCAUUCACCGACUUUGACCACUACAAGUUUGCACGGGAGACGGGCAUUGAUCUGGCAACGUUUGACCAGUACGCACUCAAUGGGCCGAGCACCUUUUCGUGGCUCUCUUCGCAAGAGCUCUUUGACACGCUACGCACCGGUCUUCCCGACUGGCAGGCGUUUCACCACGGUCUCUACCGAGGCGUUGCGGGGGCCGCUUACAACACCACGUCGGGACCGUACGGAGUCAUGGAGAUGGAGCCCGGCGUGCUCAACUGGGGCCAGUAUCGCGUCAGCCCCUGGGAGGGCAUGGUGCAGCUGUGGACGCUCGAGACUUUUGCCGCAUCCGGCAGCAUGGUCAACUACUUUCGCUGGCGCCAGGUCCCGUACGCCCAGGAGCAGACGCUCUCUGGGCUGCACACCUCUGACUAUGUGGCUGAUGAUGGCCUCCUCGAGGUGCAGCAACUGGUACAGGAGCAGCUACCGACUCUGAGACAAGAAGUAACUCAAGAAGAAGCCCAGGCCGAUGUUGCCUUUAUCUUUGACUAUGCUUCCUUCUGGACUUGGCAGAUUGAGCCAUAUAGCGGCAGUUGGGACGUCAAGAGCGCCGGGUAUACGGACACGGUUGUAUCAUAUUUUGAUCUGAUCUACAUCUUUUACUCUGCGCUUCGCCGACUGGGGCUGUCAAUUGAUGUGAUUGGGCCCGACCAACCUCUCGACGGCUACCGAAUGGUCGUGGCGCCCAGUCUACCAAUCGUCCCCGAGGCAUUCCAAUCCGCCCUAAAGUCAUUUGACGGGCCCGUGAUAUUCGGACCACACACUGGAUCCAAGACUGCAGAGUUUGCUAAUACGCCUGGUCUGAACCCCGGAGAUGGCGUGCUGGGCGACCGCCUCCCUCUGCGUGUCACUCGCGUCGAGACGCCCCCCAGCUACGCCGGCAGCGGCGUCUUGUACAAUGGCGCCAACUACAGCAUCGACGGGCGAGAGGAAUGGAUCUCGUGCGAGCGGGCCAAUCUUACCAGCAACGCCACCAUUUCCUACACGUCGCCGCAUCGCCCGGGAAAACCGGCCGCGUGCGAAAAGGACGGGUGGCACUAUCUUGCGUUCAAGCCGUCCAGCGAUCUCUUGGUCUCUUAUCUAGGUGAUGUGGCGGCUUCUGCAAACAUCACGGAUCUUUUGGGCCGGACGGCGGACAAGGCCAAUGACCUGGGGUCUUCGCUCAGGUUACUGAGGAGAGGUGACCUUGUGUGGGCAUUCAACUACGGGACGUCUCCCGUGUCGCCUCCUAGUAUUGGAGACGCGCAAUUGAUCAUUGGUAGUGAUGGAGAAAUACCAGGCGCUGGAGUUGUAGUCUGGAAGCUGGCGAGUUGA